UACAUUAUUAGUGACAAAAAAGCAGGAAGAAAUAAAAAAGAAGCAAACUUUUAUCUUUUUGACCCUAAAAAUACCUGCCUCUAACAAUAAAAAAUCUAUCUAGGAGAAAGAAAUUCAAUGUUUCUACUAAAAGUGACAAGAAAAAAUGUCAAAUUAAAGCAGUCAGACUCUCCUCCGACGCGGGCUUAUGUUCGGCCACGAGAAAGCUGCACAAAUUACAGUAUAACCAAUGAAGUUAAUGUAUAAAUUGUGUUUGAUAAUCCUAGUACUUUUCAUGUUGAUAAAAUUGGGAUGCUGUAAGUCUGAUGUUUCAGCUGGUUAUACGUUCAGCUUAGCCAUCCCUAGUGAUUACAGUGGAGAUUUCAAUGGGAAAGCUUACUUAAUGGAAACUGAUCAAAUGCCGCUGAAUUUCCGGACUGCAAUGAGUGUGGAGGCUAUUGAUGGGCGGUACGCUUGCUCGUUGCAGGUCUUCUUAGGUAAUGUUAAGGUUUGGAGUUCAGGGCAUGUUUCUAACUUCUUUACAUCAGAUACUUGUGUGCUCGAGUUUACUAAAAUGGGAGAUCUUCGCUUGAAAGGACUCAAUCAAGAGAUUGGUUGGCGAACUGGGACUUCUGGACAAGGUGUGGAGAAGUUGCAGUUGCUUGACAGUGGAAAUUUAGUCCUGGUUGAUGCACAAGAAAGAAUAAAGUGGCAAACAUUCAAUUUCCCAACAAACAUCUUACUGUUGGGGCAGAGACUAAGUGUAGCUACUCACCUGACCUCAUUUCCUACUAACAACUACUCCACCUCAUUCUUUUCAUUUGAGAUUCACCAUGACAAGGUUGCUCUCUACUUGAAUUCAGGUAGAAACAAUGACAACUACUACAAGUACUCAUACUGGGAAUUCCAUUCUUCCCAGACCAGAAACAUCACCUACAUCGAGCUAGCUUCCAAGGGUUUGGAGUUUUUCGAUGACAAAUACGAAAACUUCACACAAAUUCUGUCGCCAUACCAAGAACCAGUACGUUUUUUAUCCCUGGAUAAUGACACAGGAAACCUUGGUCUGUACUACUACUCUCCCUACAAGGAUAAGUUCGAGGCAUCAUUUCAAGUCCUAAAUACUACUUGUGAUCUUCCCCUUGCUUGUUCUUCAUAUGGGAUUUGCACAUUUUCUAAGACUUGUUCGUGUAUAAGAUUGUUAAUAAGGGAUCAAGAUACUACAAACGACAAUUGCAAUGAAGGGCUUUUUACAGGAAAUCUGUGUGGAAAAGAUGAGGUAGGGAUUAUGCUUGAGUUAAAAGAUGCAAGUAGUUUACUCAAAAAUGCUACUUCAAUGACUAAUAGUAGCAAAACAGGAUGCGCGAAUUCUUGCUUAAAUGACUGUGAAUGUGCAGCUGCAUUGUACUCAUCGCGCACCAGAGAAUGCAUGUUCUUCGAUGUGGUUCGAGGGGUUAAACAGGUUAAUCGAGGAAGCGGGUUGAGUUAUUUGGUUAAGGUUCCUAAGGGAAGAACUGGGAAACUUAAAAAGAGUGGUUUGAGAAAAUGGGUUUUGAUUUUGAUACUUAUUGCUGAUGGAAUAGUUCUGUUUUUGGUACUUGGAGGUCUAGGAUACUUCAUUGUUUGGAGGAGGAAAAAGAGGUUGAGGGACGGAAAUUAUUCUUCGUGACUAUAAAAUUUAAGGAGCUCAUGCAUGGUACAACCGGUUGUAUAUUAAAAAGUUACUCUUUUUUGAUGUUAUUCUUUCAUUUAGAAUGUUCAUUCAUGAUCUUAAUGAACAUUAGUCAAACGAUUCUAAAAAUAUAUUUUUAGGUGUAAUUAGUUUGUGUAUUUUUCUAUUUUGAUAAUCAACUAGUUUGUGUA
Molecule: messenger RNA, 1839 nt
Organism: Spinacia oleracea (spinach)
Lineage: Eukaryota; Viridiplantae; Streptophyta; Magnoliopsida; Caryophyllales; Amaranthaceae
Product: G-type lectin S-receptor-like serine/threonine-protein kinase SD2-5
Exons: 2
Coding region: 230-1645 (471 amino acids)
Source: RefSeq, a predicted model, not a curated record